Molecule: messenger RNA, 1164 nt
Organism: Prosopis cineraria
Lineage: Eukaryota; Viridiplantae; Streptophyta; Magnoliopsida; Fabales; Fabaceae
Product: serine decarboxylase-like
Exons: 5
Coding region: 1-1164 (387 amino acids)
Biological process (GO): carboxylic acid metabolic process
Molecular function (GO): pyridoxal phosphate binding; carboxy-lyase activity
Source: RefSeq, a predicted model, not a curated record
AUGAGCUUGGCCAUGUCAGAUCUCGCUGGAGACUCUGAACAACACUUGCUUCAAAUCAUUACUAUCUUUGCCCAGGCCCUGUCGCUCAGCAAAAUGCGCUUUCUGGGCUACCCCACAAAUCUUGAGUUUGACUAUGAAGCAUUGGCACCGUUGCUUCAUUUUCACAUAAAUAAUGCUGGCGAUCCAUUUCUGGGAAGCUGCUACACUCUGAAUUCAGCAGCGUUUGAAGUUUCUGUUCUUGACUGGUUCGCUAGCUUGUGGGAGAUUGCCAAGAACCAGUGCUGGGGAUACGUCACCACCGGAGGAACUGAAGGCAAUCUUCAUGGGAUUUUAGUAGGGAGGGAACAAUUGCCAGAUGGGAUUCUAUAUGCCUCAGAAGAAUCGCAUUAUUCAGCGUUCAAAAUAGCAAGAAUAUGCAGAAUGCAGUGCGUGAAGGUUGCAACACUGAGAUCUGGUGAGAUUGAUUGUUCAGAUCUCAAGGCUUCACUUCUUGCCCACAAGGACAAGCCUGCCAUUAUCAACAUAAAUAUAGGAACAACUAUGAAUGGAGCUAUUGAUGAUAUUGAUCUUGUGGUGCAAACACUUGAAGAAUAUGGAUUUACUCGUGAUCGGUUCUAUAUCCAUUGUGAUGGAGCUCUAUUUGGACUAAUGCUUCCUUUCAUUAAACAAGCACCGAGGUUGAGUUUCAAGAAACCCAUAGGAAGCAUAGCAAUUUCGGGGCACAAGUUUCUAGGAUGUCCUGUGCCUUGUGGGGUUAUAAUAACUCGUUUGGAAUACAUCAAAGGCAACAUGUCUAGUGAUGUUGAGAUCAUAGCCUCAAGGGAUGCCACAAUCACAGGAAGCCGGAGCGGCCAUGCUGCGAUCUUCCUCUGGUACGCUCUCAAGAAGAAAGGUUUGUUGGGCCUCAAGGAGGAAGUCGACAAGUGCAUGAGAAAUGCAGAUUACUUGCUAGACAAGCUACAAAACGCAGGAAUCAGUGCAAUGAAGAAUGAGUUUAGCAAUAUCGUGGUGUUUGAGAAGCCUCAAGAUGAAGAAUUUGCUCGCAGAUGGAGUCUGGCUUGCAAAGGAAGCAUGGCACAUGUUGUGGCGAUGCAGCACGUGACGCUUGAAAUGUUGGACUCCUUUGUGAGUGAGUUUGUCCAAAAGCGAUCCUUUAAGCUCUAA